Molecule: messenger RNA, 399 nt
Organism: Heterostelium album PN500
Lineage: Eukaryota; Evosea; Eumycetozoa; Acytosteliales; Acytosteliaceae
Gene: asf1
Product: ASF1 family histone chaperone
Exons: 2
Coding region: 1-399 (132 amino acids)
Biological process (GO): DNA replication-dependent chromatin assembly
Cellular component (GO): nucleus
Molecular function (GO): histone binding
Source: RefSeq, a predicted model, not a curated record
AUGAGUCACAUUAAACUUACACAAGUGUUAAUACAUAAUAAUCCGGCCAAUUUCGAUACACCUCUAAUAUUUGAUAUAUCAUUUGAAUGUAUAUCACCAAUUAAAGAAGAAUUAGAAUGGAAAGUAGUAUAUGUAGGAUCAGCAGAUUCAGAGAAGAACGAUCAAUUGUUGGAUAGCAUUUUAUUGGACCCAGUAUCUGUUGGUACCUAUCAGUUUGUAUUCGAAGUAGAUCCACCCGAUUCAUCACGUAUCCCAAAAGAUGAUCUCCUGGGUGUUACCGUUGUCUUUUUAAUCUGUGCAUACAAAGGAAGAGAUUUCAUUCGUCUAGGUUAUUAUGUUAGUAACUCUUAUUGCGAUCAAGAGCUCAUUGAUGUAGGUUUAUCAAUCAAUUACCACUAA